UUUGGCCUGACUGCCGACUGAAGUUCAUUACGGAGUUCAAAAUAAAGUAAUAAUAAAACAAUAAACAUGUAAAGUUGUAGUUUUACAUGUAAACAUGUAAAGUUGUAGUUUUCGAAGAGAAAAACAUAUCAAAAUGAAAACUGUUGACACAGUGAACGUCGAUAAAUACAGAAAAUUAGUUCAAACUUACAUAGACCUACACAUAUACAAUUCGGCGCUAUUUUGGGCCGAUAAGGUGGUGGCAGUAACAGGAAAUCCAAGAGAUGUUUACUGGCUAGCCCAGUGUAUGUAUCUGUUGAAACAAUACCACAGAGCUGCACAUUUACUUCGAUCAAACAAUCUGGAAAAGGCAGAUCUUCUCUGUACAUACUUGACUGCCAGGUGUCUAUUUGAAGCAAAUGAACUUGGUGAAGCUCUCAAAGUUGUUGACAAUCUCCAGUUGAAUAAAGAUGACCUGUCUCUGCCUUCAUCCCCUACUAUUUUGUAUGGUGAAACACCAAAAAAUCAUGCCUUCUCUUCGUUUUUAUUCCUCAAAGGGAAAAUUCUGGAAGGGAUGGAUAACAGGGGACUGGCUGCCGAUUGUUACAAACAAGCUUUACAUUUCGACGUGCACUGCUUUGACGCCUUCGAUUCAUUGAUAAAGUAUCAAAUGCUGACUGCUGCCGAAGAGGAAGACCUACUGAAAUCUUUGCCGAUCGCCGAACAAUGCUCGGCCGAGGAGGGCGAAAUCCUGCAGACCCUCUACGAGUCCAAAAUGAAAAAGUACCACACUCCGACGCUGGCCAAAUCGAACGAGAGCCGGAUACUGUACAGCAACACUCCUUUGACGAACAAUCGGCUCGUCUACAAAUUGAAUCUCACGCCUGAUCCGAUGAGGUCCCUUCCCACCACCCCGAUGGCGGCCAUGUCCACCCCCACCAUCAACAGUACGCCGAACGUGGCCAAAUACAACGACAAGAACCUGAAGAAGAACGAGAUGCCGAAAACGAAGGCCGCCAGCCAACCGAUGGUGGUAGAGCCUUGCGACAACAGGAUGCUGCUCAAGCUGAAGAACAGCCUGGACCUGCAAGUGUCGGAGGCUGAGCGGUUGUACUACAACUGCGACUAUCAGCAGUGCGGUCUGUUAACGGAGGCCAUCUUGAAAGUCGAUCCCUACCACGAGGCGUGCCUGCCCAUACAUAUUUCCUGUCAGGUCGAGUUGAAGCAGAGCAACAAAUUAUUUUCUCUCGCUCAUAACUUGGUAGACUUGUAUCCAAACUUGGCUCUCUCAUGGUUCGCCGUUGGAUGUUACUAUUACAUUAUUGGGAAGAGCGAUUUCGCCAGAAGAUAUCUAGCGAAAGCGACGUGCCUGGACAGGUUGUUCGGCCCGGCGUGGCUCGCCUACGGACAUUCUUUCGCCAUCGAAAACGAACACGAUCAAGCUAUGGCGGCCUACUUCAAAGCUUCGCAGUUGAUGAAAGGGUGUCACCUGCCGCUGUUAUACAUCGGUUUGGAAUGUGGGCUCACCAACAAUGUCCGAUUGGCUGACAGGUUCUUCCAACAGGCUCAGAGCGUAGCACCUGAUGAUCCUUUUAUCAUGCACGAAAAGGGGGUCAUCGCGUUUCAAAAUUUAGAUUAUGAGGGAGCAUUGGCGAAUUUCCGAGGUGCCCUAGAAAGAGUCAAAAAAAUCAAAAAGGGAACAGUGCCUCAGAGGUGGAGCCCUUUGUUGAACAAUCUCGGUCACACGUGUAGAAAAUUGAAGAAGUACGAGGAAGCUUUGGAGUUCUUCAAUUACGUGCUCCUAUUGACACCGCUGUCUGCCGGAACCUAUUCGGCGAUUGCGUACGUCCACGUUCUGUUGGGUAAUUUGGAGGAGGCCGUGGGAUGGUUCCACAAGGCCUUGGGCUUGAAAAGGGACGAUACGUUCAGCACCACCAUGCUCAACAUCGUCAUAGAACGACUUGCCGAAGAACAACCACCUUAUCCAGAUUGUCCCAUUGAAAUACCGAAAUUCAGUGUAGAACCAAAAGGAUCGACCAUAAACGCUAGUGAGAGUAUGGUGGAGGACGCUAGCUCUGUGAUACCUAGUGUGAACAACGCAUUGUCUGACAUGAGCAUGAGUAUAGAAGUGGAUAUGGAGGAUGCAAGUAGCAUAGUUAAGGAAUAAAGUUCAAGGUUGUGAAUAUUUUUUUAAAUAAACCCUAAUAUAACCACA
Molecule: messenger RNA, 2194 nt
Organism: Phaedon cochleariae (mustard beetle)
Lineage: Eukaryota; Metazoa; Arthropoda; Insecta; Coleoptera; Chrysomelidae
Source: the annotation of a GenBank genome assembly